This is a messenger RNA of Oryza brachyantha (malo sina), 636 nucleotides long. RefSeq names its product GATA transcription factor 12-like. The record is from RefSeq and is a predicted model, not a curated record. Gene Ontology annotation, molecular function: sequence-specific DNA binding; zinc ion binding. The coding region runs from base 1 to 636 and encodes 211 amino acids. Gene Ontology annotation, biological process: regulation of DNA-templated transcription. The transcript has a single exon. NCBI's taxonomy places the organism in Eukaryota, Viridiplantae, Streptophyta, Magnoliopsida, Poales, Poaceae.
AUGCGGAAACCAACGCCGCCUUGUGUCCUCCUCCUCGACCUCGUCGACGUCGAUGAUGUCCCCGUCGUCGACGGCGAGGGGCUGUGCUGCCCCGACGACCCGCUCGACGAGGUCAUGAGCUGCCUCCCGGCGAUCGACACUUUCAUGGAGGGGGCCGGGCUUGACUGCCGCUCGCCAACGCCCGCGGCCGUCGACGCCGACGCCGGCGUCGGCGGCGGAGAGGCGGAGCAAGUGCACGAGGACGUUGCCGCGCCGGAGUCCAGGUCACAGAGAGCCCUCGACGCCGGCGUUAACGAGGAGUUCGCGCCGAUCGUCGACAUUCCGUCGUCGGCGAAGAAACCGCGAGGCCGACCCGCUGGCAAGAGCCGCAAGAGGGCCUGGUCGCUGGUUCCCCCCAGGCUGGACACUGCCGACGCCGGCAGCAGCCACCGUGAAGUUCCCGGCGGCGGGAAACAGCCUGGUCUCGCCAAGCGGCGGCGCAAAUGCAACGGCGAGGGGAAGACGUGCGGCCACUGCAACACGACGGAGACGCCGCAGUGGCGGACGGGACCGGAGGGGCCAGGCACGUUCUGCAACGCGUGCGGCCUCCGGUACAGGCUGAAUAAUCUGCUGCUUACCGCCCGUCGACCUGCGUGA